AUGACUUCCAUGGACGCCAAACUCGUAAAAGAUCACGACAAGAAAGAAACAUCGGAUCAAAAUGCUUCACCAAAUCCAGGAUCAUCAAGUACUGAAUUAUGUUGCUUGGGGCCCUCCCAUCUGCUAUUUGGAGAUACUCGGACCACUAAUGCAUAUUUUGCAUACUUUCUGAAAUAUGUUCGGGAUGGAAUGAAUGAAGCAAUGAGUAGCGGCUCAGCAGGUGUUGUUGAUUUAUCCAUUAAAAAACAAGAGUCAGAAACUGCAACUCAACGAGUGAGAGGAGAAGUCGAAAAUGAAAAUGUGGAUACCAAUCGACUCAUGUGGGUCAUGUUGAGUGUCAUGUUGACAGUCUUGUGUUGGGUGCCGGGAAUUGUUUUCAAUUUGGUUUUGUGUGCUUGUUGUGUUGGACCAUUGCACACAGAGAAGGACCAGAGUGCUGAAGCAGAGGUUUAA
This is a messenger RNA of Naegleria lovaniensis, 453 nucleotides long. RefSeq lists its product as uncharacterized. The transcript has 2 exons. The record is from RefSeq and is a predicted model, not a curated record. The coding region runs from base 1 to 453 and encodes 150 amino acids. Lineage: Eukaryota; Heterolobosea; Eutetramitea; Acrasida; Naegleriidae.